Molecule: messenger RNA, 675 nt
Organism: Colletotrichum destructivum
Lineage: Eukaryota; Fungi; Ascomycota; Sordariomycetes; Glomerellales; Glomerellaceae
Exons: 2
Coding region: 1-675 (224 amino acids)
Source: RefSeq, a predicted model, not a curated record
AUGGAAACCGUUCUCAAUAUCCAAUUCACAAAGACAGGUAACAUGCCGCCAGACUUUGGUAUCACCGCGCACCCCUGCUGGCCCAAGACGCUGUUUGACGACCCCAGCUUCGCGCUCCUUAAGGACGACCCCUGGUAUAAACAGGGCAACAACAGAGACAACUUCAUCCACUGGAGCUAUACCAAGCCGAGGGGAACCGGCAACAAUAACAGCAACAACAACAACCCGCCAUCGGAUGAUGGCAGCGAUACCAAUAUGCCGGACCCAUCUAACGAUAAGGACGACGACCCGAGUUUCCCCGGCCGCCGCGCGCUAGACGAGCUCGACAACGGCAACAGGUCUCCCGGCGACCUCGUCAUCCUCAAGGGGAACUCCACACGCCGGUCUACUUCUAAGGAGCUUUUCGAGGACCUCGGCCUGCUGCGUUGCAAGGAUCAGCACUGCCAGAGGGGGAUAGAAGAGCUGGGGUACGCAUCGCUCCCGGUCGUUCGGGAAACAGCGACGUUACCAGCCAUGGCGGAAGCUGUCGCUACUGCAUCCAUCACUAACAGUUGUCCGGAGAUAACCAUAGAGAUACCCGCGUCAUUGAGCCCCGCUUUAGAGAUUGCCGCCAAGGUCUCAGACGCUGCAAGAUCUAUCAUUACGCAUGCUCCUAGACAUAACCCUACAAUGUAG